Molecule: messenger RNA, 1892 nt
Organism: Tachysurus vachellii
Lineage: Eukaryota; Metazoa; Chordata; Actinopteri; Siluriformes; Bagridae
Gene: cers4b
Product: ceramide synthase 4b
Exons: 11
Coding region: 166-1362 (398 amino acids)
Biological process (GO): ceramide biosynthetic process
Cellular component (GO): membrane
Molecular function (GO): DNA binding; sphingosine N-acyltransferase activity
Source: RefSeq, a predicted model, not a curated record
GAUCAGACGAGAACAAAAACACGUCUGCGUGCGCAAUGUGUCCAAUCCUCCACGUUACUGCUGAAAACUGCAUGGAGACCCCUAAAUGGCUGCUUGAAUAUAACUAUAUAUUUCGACGCAUUUCUUAACUCCCAACACGCUGGAUGUUUUUCUGCGUUUGGACGCAUGGAGCUGAUUAAUGAGUGGUUAUGGAGGCAGGAGUACUGGCUUCCCCCUGGAAUAACCUGGAAGGAUUUGGAACAGAUGGAGGGUUCUCCGUUCCCCCGGGACCUGCUCAUCUCACUGCCCCUGGCACUGGGCUUCAUAGGAUUAAGAAAGGUUUUCGAGAGGUUCAUAGCUUUUCCCCUGAGCAGACUGUUAGGGGUGAAAGACAAGAUGCGCUUAUCAGCUUCACCUGCCCCAAGCCUGGAGGCCUUUUACAACAAACACAGCAGACAACCUGCACAGAAUGAACUCAGCAAUCUGAUGAAGCAGAGCAGCCUAACCCAAAAACAAAUAGAGAUCUGGUUCCGUCAUCGUCGAAAUCAGGACAGACCCAGUAACACCAAGAAGUUCUGUGAAGCAAGUUGGAGGUUUGUCUUCUACUUAAUAUCGUUCAUUGGUGGACUUGCAUCGCUUAUCAAAACACCUUGGUUUUGGGAGCAGAAGGAGUGCUGGAGGGGAUAUCCCCAACAGCCUGUGGAAAGCGUUCAUUACUGGUAUUACAUGCUGGAACUAGGCUUCUACUGGUCCCUGCUGCUCUGUGUCUCUGUAGACGUCAAGAGAAAAGAUUUCAAAGAACAGAUUGUACACCACAUCGCUACCAUCUUCCUGCUUGGAUUCUCCUACUGUGCUAACUACAUCCGUGUUGGCACUCUGGUCAUGCUUGUCCAUGACUCCUCUGACUUCCUGCUAGAGUCGGCAAAAAUGUUCAAUUAUGCAUCCUGGAAAAAAACUUGUGACUCGCUAUUUGUGGUGUUUUCUGUGGUGUUCCUGGUCACACGCCUGGUCGUGUUUCCAAGCAAGAUUAUAUACACUACUCUGAUCUCGUCGAUGGAGAUCUUCCAGCCGUUUGUGGGGUAUUAUUUCUUUAACACUCUGCUGCUAGUGCUGCAGUUCCUGCACAUCUUCUGGGCCUGGCUCAUACUGCGCAUGAUCUACAAGUUCCUCUUUCUGGGCAAGUUGGAUAAAGAUGAACGCAGUGAUGAUGAAAGUGAGGCAGAAGAGGAAGAAGAUGAAGAUGAAGGAGAGGAUCAAGCCUCAUGGAGGAAGAGGAAAGUGGUCCUCGAUUCCAAACUGGCUAUGAUGACUUCGAGUUGUGUUUUAAACAAUUUGGCUAAUCAAAGAGUCAGUGCAAGCAGCAGAACCCCCAAAGCGAGAUAGUGACUUUUAGCUAGAGCAAGAGAGAAAGCACUGAGGUUAUUCUUACUGUUGUGUUCACUAUUACUUUUAGGAUGUAAAAUUUUGGAUCUUGUAGCCAUAAAACAUUGCUACUGACUGCCAUGUUCUGCAUAUCCUAGACUGUCAUAGCAGUUCAUAACAUCUCUGGCUCUAAUGAUAGUCUCACACAGUACAAACUACUGUAUGCGCUGGUCCUUCAUACUAUUGGAGUUUUACUGCGCUCAAUGUUUCUAUGCUUUCCUGCUUUGAAAAGACUGAUAUUUAAGUGGCAGCUAAACUGAAAUGAAAACUGUUUUUGGAAAAGCACCGAAAUGUCCAGUACAGAGGGAAAUAAUGGAGCAGAAUUAUGAAACACUGUACUAACUGAUCAAUAUAAAAUAUGCACAAAUACAUAUGCUUUCCUAACAAAACAUUACACUGUAUAAGCCUUUAUGAAAACCCUCUAUGUUAUUUGUACAUAUGCCUUUUCUCUGUUUUUAAUUUGUAUUGUAUUAUUAAAUGAGUUGAACAAU